GAUCUAAAAACAAAGAAACAAACAAAUAAAAACAACAGAAAUGGUUAAAUACAGGACUUAAAUUCAAGCCAGGAAGAAGAUACAUAUAAUUCAUCAAGAUACUGCCUGCCUGGCUCUGGCUCUGGCUGAGGCCAAUAACAAAACGAAAACUGAUUGUGCAGAAUUCUUGCAAACAUCGUCGGCGGAAAGGGAUGGACCGAAAUUGGGUCCAAUCGAAUCUACGAGAAAUGAUAAUCUUCGGCGGCGGCUAGUAGUGGGAGUGCACUUAUGACUUUAAGGGUGGUAUGAAAGUUAGGAUUGUCGGAUAAUGCAAUCCAGUCCAAGUCAGCGUCAGCGUCAGCAUCAUCAUCAUCAUCAUCAUCAUCAGCAAUCAAUUAUAGUCUACAGAUAGAAGAUAUGGUAGAAGGGGAGGAGUACAAGAAACAAAUACUACAAUUUUAGGAUUAGUGGGGGCCAUGGAAAGAAACUUUCAACUGUCAAGGUCCGAUGUUCAUCAUCGGCGGCUCCUUCGCCUCCUCCGUCUCCUUCUCCUUCUCUAGUUCUCUUCCCUUCCACUGGAAAAAGUAGAUCGUCGAAACUAAAAGCAUCUCUGCACAGAACUGCCUCACACAUCCACACCGCCAACUAACUCUGCGGUGAAACUGAAACUCGAAGGGAUAACUCUGCUUACGUGGACGCUAAGCCAUUCUAUUGGUCUUAUAGUAGCAGUAGAAGACUAGCACCACUAUAAAUAUUGGACAUGCAAGCUCACCGCUGAAUGCAAACACCGGAGGUGUCGUGUAUGUAUGUAUUCACAUAACUGAACUGAAUUCAACAGUUUCUUUUGUGAGCUCACUUGGGUGUCAAAGUUCUUAAUGCGGUGAGGAGGAAAUGGGUUCAAGUCGUGCCCAACAUUCAAUUGUGAUUUGCUUGUUGCUUGCUUCAUGGAUACCUUAUCAGGGUUUUGCCUUCGGAACUGAUACAAAUCAGGCAGCAUUUCUGUUUGUAAACGUUUCUGAAGCAUCGGCAAGAAAAAUACCUGAUACUCUAUUUGGUAUAUUCUUUGAGGAGAUCAAUCAUGCUGGAGCUGGUGGACUGUGGGCAGAGCUUGUUAGCAACCGAGGUUUUGAAGCUGGGGGCCCCAACACUCCCUCAAAUAUUGACCCUUGGUCUAUUUUGGGGGAUGAAUCAUCUUUGAUUGUAUCAACAGACCGUUCAUCAUGCUUUGAUCGAAAUAAAGUUGCACUGAAAAUGGAGGUUCUUUGUGACAGUGGAGGUGCCAAUAAAUGUCCUGUUGGAGGAGUUGGCAUUUAUAAUCCUGGAUUCUGGGGCAUGAAUAUUGAACAAGCAAAGACCUAUAAAGUGGUUCUCUUUGUACGUUCUCUUGGUCCCAUUAAUGUAUCUGUAUCAUUGACUGGGUCAAAUGGAUUGCAGACUCUGGCUACUGCAAAUAUCGUUGCUGCUGACGUUUCAAACUGGACAAAGAUGGAAGUUCUGCUCGAAGCAAGAUCAACUGAUCACAGAUCAAGGUUGCAACUGACGACAACAACAAAAGGUGUUAUAUGGUUUGAUCAAGUUUCGGUUAUGCCUUUGGACACAUACAAGGGACAUGGUUUUCGGAAUGAUCUUUUCGGUAUGCUUCAAGAUUUGAGACCAGCGUUUGUCAGAUUUCCAGGUGGCUGCUUUGUUGAAGGUGAAUGGUUACGAAAUGCAUUUCGCUGGAAAGAAACUAUUGGACCAUGGGAAGAGAGGCCUGGGCAUUUUGGUGACGUUUGGGAUUACUGGACAGAUGAUGGAAUGGGGCAUUUUGAGUUUCUCCAGCUCGCGGAGGACCUUGGUGCUUUACCAGUAUGGGUGUUCAAUAAUGGAAUCAGCCAUAAUGAUGAAGUUGACACUUCUAGCGUCUUUCCUUUCGUACAAGAAAUUUUGGAUGGGCUUGAGUUUGCAAAAGGUGAUGCAAAAUCCAAAUGGGGUUCUGUUCGGGCUGCACUGGGACACCCCGAACCCUUUGAUUUAAGAUAUGUUGCUAUUGGUAAUGAGGACUGUGGGAAGAAAAACUACCGUGGAAAUUACCUCAAGUUCUAUUCUGCUAUAAACCAAUCCUAUCCAGACAUCAAAAUGAUUUCGAACUGUGAUGGAACUUCUAAACUGUUGGAUCAUCCGGCUCAUUUGUUUGAUUAUCAUGUUUAUGAUAAUGCAAAUGUUAUAUUCUCUCAAUCUCACAAGUUUGAUCAUACCCCACGCGAUGGUCCAAAGGUUUUUGUGAGUGAGUAUGCUGUGACUGGAAAUGAUUCUGGCACGGGUAGUCUUUUGGCAGCACUAGCUGAAGCUGCGUUCCUUAUUGGCGUGGAAAAAAAUAGUGAUGUAGUUGAAAUGGCAAGUUAUGCACCUUUGUUCGUGAAUACCAAUGACAGGAGGUGGAAUCCAGACGCGAUUGUAUUUGACUCCUCACAGGUCUAUGGGACUCCUAGCUAUUGGAUGCAGGAUUUUUUCAAAGAGUCAAAUGGUGCAACUCUUCUCAAUUCUACACUACAACCUAAUCCUUCAAAUUCACUUAUAGCGUCAGCUAUUCAGUGGAAAAGUACAGUGGAUAAUAAGACUUACUUGAGAGUAAAGGUUGUGAACUUUGGAAGCACUGCGGUGGCUCUCAAGAUUUCUGUUUCCGGGUUGGGGCAGAAUUCAACAGAAUCACUUGUUUCUACGAAGACAGAGUUAACAUCAAGCAAUGUAAUGGAUGAAAACUCAUUUGUCAAUCCAAAAAAGGUAGUGCCAUUCAAAACUCUGCUGGAUACUGUCGGGGAGGUCAUGGAUGUGGUGCUCUCUCCUCAUUCACUCACAUCAUUUGACUUGUCGAUGAGGUCGGACAAUAAUAUCCUAAUUGCAGGAUCCGAUUCUGUUCUUAGAUCAUCAUCAUCAUCAUCCUGAUAAUGCAAAACCAUCAUGUAUAUCUGAUUUAUCAGAUAAACCAUCAUGUUCUUACUAAUUAAUGGUAAUGGUGAUAAUAUAAAGCAUAUUUAGAUAUAUGUCUGCCAUCUUACAUAUCAGUUAAUAUUAUAAACCGUGUAUGUCUAUCUGGUAAGAUAAACCAUGUUCUUACAAACUAAUGGUAAUGGUGAUAUUAUAAAGCAUAUUUAGUUA
This is a messenger RNA of Coffea arabica (coffee), 3117 nucleotides long. NCBI's taxonomy places the organism in Eukaryota, Viridiplantae, Streptophyta, Magnoliopsida, Gentianales, Rubiaceae. The record is from RefSeq and is a predicted model, not a curated record.